Messenger RNA from Nezara viridula (southern green stink bug), 714 nucleotides. NCBI's taxonomy places the organism in Eukaryota, Metazoa, Arthropoda, Insecta, Hemiptera, Pentatomidae. The record is from the annotation of a GenBank genome assembly.
AUGCGUCAACUAGUAUUAGUAGGUGUUCUGGCAUUGGUUGUUCAGCUUUAUGCAGCCGAUGAUCAGUGUCAUUAUUCAGUCCGACAACAAUGCAGCUCUUUGCCACAAAAAUAUACCCCUUGCUCUGCUCUGUUCUCUGGUGCUCACACUGUAAUGGGCUCUUUGAGAGAUUUCGUACUUCAACAUAUUUUAAACAGUCACCAUUACUUAUUGAUGUCAGCAAAUUUUGCCAAUUAUGAAAGGCAACGAGAAGGUUUUGCCAAAAUGUUCAAAAAACUUUCCGAUGAUACUUGGGAAGAUGCUAUUGAUACAAUCAAAUAUAUGACAAAAAGAGGUGGUUCUAUGGAUUACAGUAGAACUCUGCUUGAAAGUGUAUCUAACAGUACCUUGAAACCUAUCGCUUUGGAAUUGACUGAACCAGAAAGCUUGUCAUUAGCCCUUGAUAUGUAUAAAAAUCUUGCCCACAAAGCUCAUGAAAUACACGGGCUGGUUACAAAGAGGUCUCACAAUAAUCAAGAUAUUCAUGAUGCAGAAGUAAUAUCAUUCUUGGAAAAUAAGUUUGUUAGCAAGCACACAGAAAUCAUCAGAGAUUUAGCUGGACAUUCCAAUGAUUUGAUGAAUCUUAUCAAGACAUCUAAGAAAGACAGCAAGAUGCAGAACCAAGCUGGGCUCUCAGUUUAUUUGUUUGAUGAUUAUAUCAAAAAUCUUUAUUAG